AUGCGCCGACGACUGAAAUGUGUCCACUGGGGUCCCGACUCGAGCAGCUCCAACAAGUCGGAGCUUCGCGCGGAAACGCUGUCGGCCAGCCAGGAGUCCGGCCAACAGAGAAGCGCUGCGCGGAGAAGCCCGGGACCUGACGAGGGGUGCAAAACUGGGCCCUCCCCUCCCGCGCGGGCAGAUAUUUGCGCAGCGUCGGCGCGCGCAGAGGAGCCACCGGGCCAGGGUCCAAGUCGAGGGGAGGACCGUUGGUCACCGCAAUGUGUACGUGAGUCUCCUCCCCACUCGCCCGCGCCCGCUGCACCACUUCCGCAAACGCAUUCGUGGCCCGAUCGAGGGCAGGAUCUUGCCCGCGACCAUUACCGCCACGCCCACCGCCAUUCCGCCGGCCCCUUCGGCCUUCGGAACCAGCCGAGUGCGGAUGCGGGGGGGACUGCUCGCGGCGACCCGAAUCCCAGCGACGCCCAGGCGACCCCCUCCCCCGCGUCACCGGAGAUCGCCGCGGAGAGCGUUGCGCGGGGGAUCGCGCUCGGGGUGAGCGCUGGCCUGCCCGACCACGAGGGGAUUGGUGGCGAGGAGAGCGACGGCCCGCGGGGGACAGAUGAUCGCCAGCUCCGUCCCGGUGAUCAUCGCGACACUCUAGAGAACGGCGGCGAGGAGAUUGCUGCUGCGGCUGCUGACGUGGCGGCGAACGCCCGCGCUCCUGACGCGGCUGACCAGUGGGCCGGUUCGAGGCAACCUGAGCAGGAACCCACGAGUACUCCGGCGAGGGGGGCUGGGGAACCGGUGGAAGAGGAAGAGAUAGCCCGCGCUCGAAGCGGCGGACGGGCUCACUUGCGGAGGGGCGCGCAGAGGCACGCGGACGACGAGCGGUAG
Messenger RNA from Closterium sp. NIES-65, 876 nucleotides. Lineage: Eukaryota; Viridiplantae; Streptophyta; Zygnematophyceae; Desmidiales; Closteriaceae. The record is from the annotation of a GenBank genome assembly.